AUGCAGGGCAUUCCAGUAAAUAUCACUGUAGGUUCUCAUGUGUGGAUUGAGGAUCCAUCAGUUGCUUGGAUUGAUGCACAAGUAUUAGAGGUUAACGGACAGGAAGUUCAGGUUCAGACCUCUGAUGGGAGGACGGUUGUAGCAACUUUAUCAAAAACUUACCCCAAGGAUGAAGAUGCUCCCGAUGGAGGAGUGGAUGACAUGACUGAACUUUCAUAUCUGCAUGAGCCUGGAGUCUUACAUAAUUUGGCAACAAGAUAUCAACUUAAUGAAAUCUAUACAUAUACUGGAAGUAUUCUUAUAGCCAUUAAUCCGUUCCAAAAGCUGCCUGAUUUAUAUGAUGGACACAUGAUGCAAAAAUACAAAGGAGUACCACUUGGUAAACUAAGUCCUCAUGUCUUUGCUAUUGCUGAUGCUGCUUACAGGGCAAUGAUCAAUGAGGGUAAAAGCAAUUCUAUAUUGGUUAGUGGUGAAAGCGGUGCUGGUAAGACUGAAACUACUAAAAUGCUUAUGCGCUAUCUUGCCUAUUUGGGUGGCCAUAAAGGCACUCAAAGGCGGACUGUGGAACAGCAAGUACUGGAGUCUAAUCCAGUACUUGAAGCAUUUGGCAAUGCCAAAACAGUUAGAAAUAACAAUUCAAGCCGUUUCGGUAAAUUUGUGGAGAUUCAGUUUGACAAGAAUGGAAGAAUAUCCGGUGCAGCUAUUAGGACGUAUCUCCUUGAAAGAUCUCGAGUUUGCCAAGUUUCAGACCCUGAACGGAACUAUCAUUGUUUCUAUCUUCUCUGUGCAGCACCCCAGGAGGAGAUCAAAAGGUAUAAGUUAGGCGAUCCCAAAUCAUUUCGCUAUCUCAAUCAAUCAAAUUGCUAUGAACUAGUAGGUGUUAAUGAUGCUCAUGACUAUCUUGAGAUAAGGAGGGCAAUGGAUAUUGUUGGAAUUAGCGAGAAAGAGCAGGAGGCAAUUUUUAGUGUUGUGGCUUCUGUUCUUCAUCUUGGUAAUAUAGAGUUCGCAAAGGGUGAUGAAAUUGAUUCAUCAGUUGUGAAAGAUGACAAAUCUAGGUUUCAUCUUCAAACUACUGCCGAGCUUCUGAUGUGUGAUGUUACCGCACUGGAGGAUGCCCUAUUAAGACGUGUAAUGGUCACUCCUGAAGAAGUUAUAAAGAGAAGUCUUGAUCCUGAAGCUGCAGCCGUAAGCAGAGAUGGCUUAGCUAAAACAUUAUAUUCUCGGUUAUUCGACUGGUUGGUGGACAAAAUAAAUAACUCCAUUGGGCAAGAUCCUAACUCAAAAUAUCUAAUUGGUGUUCUUGACAUUUAUGGUUUUGAAAGUUUCAAAAGUAAUAGUUUUGAACAAUUCUGUAUUAAUUAUACAAAUGAGAAGCUGCAGCAACAUUUUAACCAGCACAUGUUCAAGAUGGAGCAGGAGGAAUACACUAAGGAAGAGAUAGAUUGGAGCUAUAUAGAAUUUGUGGACAACCAGGAUGUUCUAGAUCUUAUUGAAAAGAAACCUGGCGGCAUCAUUGCUCUUCUUGAUGAAGCCUGUAUGUUCCCCAAGUCAACUCAUGAAACAUUCUCGCAAAAGCUUUAUCAGAUAUUCAAGACCAACAAACGCUUUAUCAAACCAAAAUUGUCCCGCACUGAUUUUACCAUUGCUCAUUAUGCUGGAGAGGUUCAAUAUCAGUCUGAUCAAUUUUUGGAUAAGAACAAAGACUAUGUUGUUCCUGAACAUCAGGAUUUGUUAAGUGCUUCUAAAUGCCCAUUUGUAGUGGGCCUUUUUCCUCCUGUUUCUGAGGAGUCAACUAAAUCUUCAUCCAAAUCUUCCAAGUUCUCAUCCAUUGGUGCUCGUUUCAAGUUACAACUCCAAUCAUUGAUGGAAACUCUGAAUUCUACAGAACCUCAUUAUAUCAGAUGCGUGAAGCCUAACAGUCUUUUGAAACCUGCAAUAUUUGAGAAUGUUAACAUUAUGCAGCAGCUACGUUGUGGUGGUGUUCUAGAGGCAAUUAGAAUUAGUUGUGCUGGCUAUCCUACGCAUAAGACAUUUUCUGAGUUUAUGAAUCGAUUUGGUCUUCUUGCUCCAGAGGUCUCGGAAGAGCAUGUUGAUGAAGAAGUUGCGUGCAAAAAGAUACUAGAAAAGACGGGGCUUGCUGGUUAUCAGAUUGGAAAAACAAAGGUUUUCCUGAGAGCAGGGCAGAUGGCCGAGUUAGAUGAACACAGAGCAGUAAAGCUAUCCGCUGCAGUUAAGACAAUACAAAAGGAAACUAGAUCUCAUAUUUCUAGGAGAUAUUAUGUUUCUUUGCAGAAGGCUGCAAUUUGCUUACAAUCCUUGUGUCGAGCAAGGUUUGCUUUCAAAUUGUAUGUCACCUUGAAAAGAGAGGCUGCUUCUCUCAGAAUCCAAACAAAGUUUCGUGGACAUUUGGCCAGAAAAUCCUACACCAAACUUAAAUUAGCAGCCAUCGCUUUUCAGACUGGAAUUCGAGUGGCAGCUGCACGAGCUAAGUUCAGAUAUGAAAAACAAACGAGGGGAGCAGUUAUUAUACAGGCCUAUGAGCGUCGUCACAAACUCUUUUCAUACUAUAAGAAGCUCAUAUGGGCAUCAAUCCUAACACAAUGCAGAUGGAGGGGAAUUGUCGCGAGGAGGGAGCUUCGCAAACUAAAGAUGGCUUCAAGAGAAACAGGCGCACUUAAAGAGGCAAAGGAUAAGCUUGAAAAGCAGGUUGAAGAACUUAGAUUGCAGUUGCAGUUGGAGAAACGUCUAAGGAUGGAAUUGGAAGAGGAAAAGGACCAGCAAAUAGCAAAAUUGCAGAAUUCAUUGCACGACAUGCAAAGAAAAGUGAAUGAAACAAAUACAAUGCCCAUCAGGGAACACGAAGCUGCUCCAAAAGCAAUUGAAGGAGACUCUUCAAUUGUUGAAAAGAAACCAAUAGACUCUUCAAUUGUUGAAAAGAAGCCUGUUCCAGUUGAGGAUGACGAAAGAAUUGAAGCUUUAACUGCGGAAGUGGAAAAUUUAAAGGUGUUAUAUCAAAAAGAAAAGCAGCGUGCUGAUGAUUCUGAAAGGAAAAGUGCUGAAGUUCAGGAAUCAAAUAAAGAGAAGUGCCGGAAGUUAGAAGAAACUGAAAGAAAAGUUCAACAACUUCAGGAUUCUGUUAACAGAUAUCUUUUACAAGGAGUGCUGCUUGGGAUGCUAUACUCACGGCGCAUAACCUGAGGAAGAGGGAAUGCAUCAUUAUAACCAGUGUUGUAUGUGCAAGAAGAAUUGAGAAGACACCAAUCAUUUGCUCCUUCACUCCAA
Messenger RNA from Lycium ferocissimum, 3282 nucleotides. Its product is annotated as myosin-9-like. Bases 1 to 3198 code for a protein of 1065 amino acids. The transcript is spliced from 25 exons. Gene Ontology annotation, biological process: actin filament organization; vesicle transport along actin filament. Gene Ontology annotation, cellular component: vesicle; cytoplasm; actin cytoskeleton. The record is from RefSeq and is a predicted model, not a curated record. NCBI's taxonomy places the organism in Eukaryota, Viridiplantae, Streptophyta, Magnoliopsida, Solanales, Solanaceae. Gene Ontology annotation, molecular function: ATP binding; actin filament binding; microfilament motor activity.